GGCCCCGGGCAGCUCCGGUAGGUUCGGCGUGCGCGGGUUUCUGCAGCUGUGGGGCGAGCUGGCACGUUACAUCACCGGUGCAUCUCUCCGUGCUUACUUAAGUUGCCGCCACUUAGGCCUCUAUUGCAGAAAUAGCCAUAGACUCUUAAGGGCCGCGGAAUCGGGACGGCCUUGGUGACUGGUUUUGCACACUCCCGGCAGAUCUGCGUGCACGAGUUGAAUGCAGACGUGGGUUGUAGGAGAUUUUAUUUUCCCCGGCUUUGCAGCUGCUGUUUGGCCCCGUUAGCGUCUCAGAACGGUCCUCCCCAGCCUCGACUGGAAGCCGAGAGGAGAAAACUCAAAAGCAAUUAUUCCUCUCUAGUGAGGCUUCCAGAGAAGCAAGAAUAGUGACGUGAUUACAUCUGCAGCCCCGUAGAGACUAGUCCCUCUGUCUUCCCCUCACAGUUGCGGCCUUCUACCUUUCCCGUGUUGUUUCAGUGCCGAAAUGAGUGACCGCUAUCUAGAACAAAGGAUUAGUAUCAAAUUUUGCGUGAAAUUGAACAAGUCUGCAAGUGAGACCCACCAUCUCUUAAAAGAGGCUUAUGGGGAUGAAGUCAUGUCAAGGGCCAGAGUUUUUGACUGGCACAAAAGGUUUAAAGAAGGGCGGGAAGAUGUUCGAGAUGAUGCCCGAAGUGGUCGUCCAGUCACCCACCGGACUGAUGAAAAUAUCCAGAAGGUCAAGGACUUGGUUUGUUCAAACAGGCAGUUAACGGUGAGAAUGAUGGCUGAAGAGUUAAAUUUAGAUAAAGAAACUGUUAGACUCAUUCUGAAAGAAAACCUGAAUAUGAGGAAAGUUUCUGCAAAAGUUAUAUCGGGUAUUUUGACAGAUGAGCCUAAACCUCGAAAACUCGACUUUCGGUCUGAUCUUUCCAAGGAAACUAGGAAAAAUAGCUCAUGUACCAGGAGAAAGGAUUGUCAUAUGCCACAGCUGAAAGUCCAAGAGGAAUAGACACCGUCCAGGGCAGAUCAUCCCAUCCUUGAUUUUAUCCAAUUCUUCCUCCACCCAUCACCCCGCCCUACCUUGCUCCUCCUGUCCUACUGGUAAUGAGCAAAAACGGAAAUACACCAAUCUUUGAUUUUGAAAAACAUGGAUAGUUCUGCAGUCUUCUGAAUUCUUCCUCUGGCUCUGAAUUCUCAUCGAAAUGUUAUUGUUUAGGAAGAAUGUGUACCCGGGGCCUGCUUUCCAGAGCCUUCUUUUCAGAUUCAGUGCUUAGAGUUCACACAUCACUGGAGAUGCCCCAGUAAGUCUGGAGGCUAAAUGACUUGAGGACAUCUCGUAAAGGAGUGGGGUACUGUCGGGGAACUAUCUGUCACUGAAUCACGUAUACUGCUCAGCCAGCCUGCUAUUUGCAGACAUCAUUGCCAGCAAGUCUCACUGGGCUCGUUGGAUUGGGUUUCGCUGGGGUCCCAUGUGGCUCAAUUAGUAAGAGGUUCCUUUGCUGCUGGAACUGUGUAACUGCGUUCUCCAAUGGCUUCUUGGUUGGCUUAGACUUCUCAGAUUUUACCAGGCUUUUACAUCCUCUAUGAGGCAGCCCUCCUGUAUUUAUCUUCUCUAGUCUCUGCUUUAUCAGAUCCUUGCAAAUACUGUCCCAGUGCAUCACCCUUCUCCCAGUAUUACUAUCCAGAAACAAAAAAUGUAUAGUUGGAAACUUCAGUACCUCCAAGGACCCACUUGGGUCUAGUGAAGGGGUCAGCAAACUUUUUCUAUAAAGGAAGUGUCUUAGGAUUUGUGGGCUGUACCGUCUCUGUUGUAACAAUUCAACAUUUUAUUGCAAAAGCAGACAUAGCUAAUAUGGAAACAGAUGAGCAUGGCUGUGUCCUAAUGAAACUUUAUUUAUGGAUACUGGAAUAUGAAUAUCAUGUAAUUUUCACAUGUCACGAAAUAUUUUGAUUUUUCUUCAACCAUUUAAAAAUGUAAAAAGCCAUUCUUAGACUUCUUAGCCUGCACACCAUAGAAAAACAGAUGGUCAGCCAGAUUUCGCCCAUGGACCAUAGUUUGCCGACCCCUGGUCUAGUGUAUAUAAAGUGUGUAUAUAAAAUGACAGAUGAUGGAUCAUUGAGCCAGCAGUGUCUAACAAUUUACUAUAUAUAAAUUGUGCAAUAUUGAAGGGAAUCUUUGGUACCAGGAGAGUGAACUAAAGCUGAAUGAUUGACUACAUUACCUUGACCGUAUUCUGGUUCACAAAAUGAGUUUUGUGCUGUUUUUGACUAAAAAUGACGUUACACAAACUACUACCUAUUACACCCUUGUAACAUCUCAAAAACAAUUUUGGCAAUACUGCAAAUGGUGCCAAGUUACAACCAGCAAUAAUAGAAUGAACUUAAGGUGGUUCCAAAUUGCUGUGCCCAUGGGGGCAGCAAUUGAAAAGUUUAUGUUAUCACCUAUGAAAGUGACUGUUAUGGAGGUGAGCUCACUGAGCUAUAUUUUUUUGCAUGCUUGUAAAAAAAAUACAUAUAUAUAUAUUUGCAAAUUGUGCCAAGGGUAUGUCCUUUUAGGUGUGUUUUCUUGUUUUUCUGCUAAAGACAACUGUAUUGUGUCACCUUAAACUGAUUUUUCCAAAGUUGAAAUAGAAUCUCCAGAUUGAAUAGACCUUUACAAGUGUAAAGGUUCAAUCCAGCCAGUCAUGUUUCUUUCCGGGAGUAACUAAAUCCUACAGCUGCUGAAAAAAUGCAUCUGAAAGAAGAUUCUGUGUUAAUUCAAUAAAUUUUUAUUGAGUGGCUGUAUGUGCCAGGCACUGUCCUGUGUGCUGGGGUACAGCAAUGGACAAAGCAGACACAGGCCUUAGAUCUGACAGUCUGAAAUCUAAUUAUAUUACUCUUCACUUUUGCAAAACUUCUGUUCCGUAUGCUUACACUAACUCAUUGUUAAUUGCGUACCUGGAAAUAGGUAUGACCUUUGCCACAGGCCUCUGUGCUAUGGUCAUAAUGCCUUUCCAACUGCGUUAAUAAUUUGAGGACUGUGUGUUCCACUUAAAUUUUAUUAUCCUUUACACAGAACUGUAUUGGUAGAAAAAUACACUGGCAAUGUUGAAAGUGUAAAUUGGCAACAGCUUUCUGAAAAGCAAUUUGGCAGUAUCUAUCAGGAGCUUUAAAAAUGCUUAUAUCUUCUGAUCCCCUAAUUCCACUUCUGGGAAUCUGUCCUAAAGAAAUAGUCUAAAAUGUGGGCAAAAUUUAUGCUUAAUAAUCCAGAAGUCCAACAGUAGAAAAUUGGUUAAAUAACUUACAGUAUGGCUAUACAAUAGACUAUUAUGGAGUUGUUAUAAUUAAUAUUUAUGAAGAGUUAAAACCGCAUGGCAAAUGCUUAUAAUGUUAAGUGAAAAGAGUGGUAUACAAAAUUGUAUAUGUAAAUCCAAAAAUGUUUUUAAAAUGACUAGAAGGGAUAUGCGAACUGGGUGGUUGGAUUAUGAGCGUUUUUAAAAUUGUCCUGUUUCUUUUAAAGGUUAUUUCUCCAAAAUAUUAUUACUUUUAUUAUCAGAAUAAAACAAUAGCACCAAAGGUUGGCAAGGGAGAGAGUGAGGCGAAACCCGAGUUUGGUCGAUGAACAGUUAACUGGCUGGGUCGACGUGGAGGCUGUAUGAUAUUGUGUUGAUAGCAGGAGUGGGACAGAAGGGAGAAGAGCCUGCCCCCCAGGAGAAGGGGAUGUGACCAGAAUCCCUACAAAAACCAAAGUGGUAUGAGAAGGCACCACGAGUGACAGGCUCCUAUUAUGUAGUCCUAGGUAGGUAAAAGAGCACAUGUGGAUCAAGUAUAUUUGGACAAAUGGGAAAGGAUAUGAAAUACUCUCCUGGGUCAAAUUGACCUCAUUCUUGCAUUCUCUCAUUCAAAAUGGAUAUUCUCGAGAUGGAUUUUAUUACAGCUGAUUCUCUGAAGAAUCCUUGAGCUUCCGUAUAAUUUCUUUAGGAUAGAAAUGGUUUUCGAUGUGCCAAGUCUACCUCCUCCCAUACUGAGACACUCAAGCAACACGGAUGUACACAGGAAUAUUUGGUAUUCCACACUGAGAAUACCAUUGCUUAUCAUUAGUCAUCUUAAUGUGGUAACUUAUAAAACUCUAAGGUUUGCAGAUGUUAUUUUGUUGGUGUCCAGAAUUACUGUGCUUUUUAUUUAUGUCUGAAGAGUAAUCAGGUUAUGAGAUUUUAAAGUGAGAAAUGAUGUAGAUAAUGCCUAUCCAUAGAUGAAAUUGUUAUUAUGUUAGGAAAAUGUGUCCUUCAUUGUUGCUUUAGCAAAAUGUUUGUCAUUAAAAUGCCAAAUAUAGCUCCUUGGUAACAUUUCAAACUUUCAAAUGGGCAUACAAGGUAAAUACAUGUUUUAUAGGCAUAGAGAUUAUAGAUUUGUCAAACUGGAAGACUUCUCCAGGACUGAAGUCUAAGCCUGAACCUCUUGGUCUAUAGAAAGAACAAGAGGGAGACUUAGGUAUUAGUUCCAAUUCCUUAAUGAACCAUGUGACUUUGGGCAGUUCAUUUGCACCCUUGGAGCACUUCAGUUUACUCAUCUAUAAAAGGAGAAUAAUAA
Molecule: messenger RNA, 4548 nt
Organism: Diceros bicornis minor
Lineage: Eukaryota; Metazoa; Chordata; Mammalia; Perissodactyla; Rhinocerotidae
Gene: GVQW3
Product: GVQW motif containing 3
Exons: 2
Coding region: 485-988 (167 amino acids)
Source: RefSeq, a predicted model, not a curated record